Molecule: messenger RNA, 1011 nt
Organism: Penicillium bovifimosum
Lineage: Eukaryota; Fungi; Ascomycota; Eurotiomycetes; Eurotiales; Aspergillaceae
Product: 3-methyl-2-oxobutanoate hydroxymethyltransferase
Exons: 2
Coding region: 1-1011 (336 amino acids)
Biological process (GO): pantothenate biosynthetic process
Cellular component (GO): mitochondrion
Molecular function (GO): 3-methyl-2-oxobutanoate hydroxymethyltransferase activity; magnesium ion binding
Source: RefSeq, a predicted model, not a curated record
AUGCCUCUAAAAGCACCCAACAGCCUGCGCAGCCUACGCACCCUACGCCUCCGAAACCUCCCCAUCUCCCGCACACCACUACCAUGCACAGCGCGAUACAGCUCACACUCACCAAUGGGCUCGGCAACAGCCAGCACGCGCAAGAACGUCACCAUCCAGACCCUGCAAGCCCUCUACAGGAAAAACGAGCCGAUAACUAUGCUAACGGCCUACGACUUUCCCAGCGCACAUGUGGCCGAUAGCGCGGGAAUGGAGGUCGUGCUUGUAGGCGAUAGUCUGGCGAUGGUGGGUAUGGGGAUGGAGGAUACGAAUGCUGUGACGUUGGAUGAGAUGCUACUACAUUGUCGGAGUGUUAGUCGGGGUGUUAAGAGUGCUUUUACAAUCGCAGACCUCCCAAUGGGCAGCUACGAAACCUCGCCAGAACAAGCCCUAACGAGCGCAAUCCGCAUGAUAAAAGAAGGUAACAUGAAGGGAAUCAAACUAGAAGGCGGAGCGGAAAUGGCAUCCACAAUCUCCAAGAUCACCACGGCCGGCAUCCCCGUCGUAGCGCAUAUAGGUCUAACACCGCAACGGCAACACUCACUCGGCGGAUUCCGCGUACAAGGCAAGUCGACCUCCGCCGCUGUGAAACUGCUUCGCGACGCGCUGGCGGUCCAGAAGGCCGGGGCGUGCAUGGUUCUUAUUGAGGCUGUGCCGGCGCCGAUUGCGGCGCUGGUGACGCAGAAGUUGAGUGUGCCGACUAUUGGGAUUGGGUCCGGGAAUGGGUGUUCGGGUCAGGUGCUGGUGCAGGUUGAUAUGUUGGGGAAUUUUCCCGAGGGGAGGUUUUUGCCCAAGUUUGUGAAGAGGUAUGCGGAUGUUUGGGGGGAGGCGAGGAGGGGGGUGGAGGCUUAUCGGGAGGAGGUUAAGGGGAGGGUUUUUCCUUCUAGUGAGUUUUGUUAUGGGGUUGAUGAGGAGGUUGUGAGGGAGUUUGAGGGAGUUGUUGAUGAGGUUGUUGGGGAGGAUAUUGAUUAG